UUUAGACGCUUCUGGAACAGAACCCCUCUCUCUCUCUCUCUCUCACAACAGCCAAGAUAAAAGUUGAAGGCAAGCCCUAGCGUCGGAGAAGCCCGUGACCACCGCAUUCUCCGAUCGCCUCCGCCUGCGCCGCUUCUCCUCUGGUCGCUGCCGAUCCAGAUCUGUUACUCCAUCGUAGUCCUCACUGAUUUUUGAAGCGCUUCUCGGCACACACAAGAUGUACUUCCGGUCAUCAUACAAAAAUGCAGGAGUUGAGCUUGUUUUUAGUAGUGGAUCCAAAUGGACUGCAAGAAGUUCAUUCAGUUGGUUGAGGAGAAGAAGAAGAGAGCUCUGGAGAAGAAGGAAGCGCCUUUGAAAUGGGAGCAGAAGCUUGAAGCUGCUGCCAAGGCAAAGGCUGAUGCUGAAGCUAAAGAGAGGAAGUUGAAGGCUGCAAAACACAGAAGGAGAUCUGUGUCAGCCUCUGACAGUGGUACUGACAGUGAUUCCAAUGCUAAGGAGCAGAAAAAGAGGAGACGAUUUCACAAGAAACAUGGGAAGCGUGCCUACUCUGUCUCCAGUGAUGACGAGAAGAAGAAGGAAAAGAAGUCAAGGCGCAAACAAAGGAGAGGAUCUUCGGGUACUAGCGACGAUAGCAGUGAUGAGUAUGAUAGUGAGUUUGAAGAAGAGAGGAGAAAGAAGCGAAGUCAUAAGAGGCACAGGCAUCAUGACUCGAGAUCAGAUUCUACUGCUGACUCUUCAAGUGAAGACAGUGAUGAUGAGAGGAUUCGGAGGAGAAGAAGACAGGCAAGGCAUCAUAGAAACAAUAGGAAGGUGAAAUCAAGUGGUCCAGAUGAUUCAAGCAAUGGGGAUGAUACCGCCGUUAGGAAGAGGAGUUAUAGAAAGCAUCACAAGAGGCAGCAGUACUCGGAGUCCAGUGAUUCAGGUUCUUCAAGUGAUGUCGAAGAUGGCGAAAUAAGAAGGAAGAGGCAUUCCAAGCACCAUAAGCAUCACAAACGGUCGCGCAGCCAGGACUUGGACCCAUUGGAUUCUGAUGACAAUGGACGCGGUCGAAGGAGUCGAUCUUUGGGCAAGUCGUCGGAUGACAACCAGGACGAAGCCAGUAAUCGUUCAAAGCACAAGAAGUGUGAGCAUCAUAAGCAUGGUAAGCAUCACAAACAGCGGCCUGAUCACUGCAAUGGCAUUACUCUCGAGUCUGAGGCUCCUGCAGAAGCUACUGCGGAAUUGAUGGACAAACCGACUGCAAAAGAUGUUUGUCAUGAUGCCCGAGAAUGAAAACUCUAGGCUCCUUAGUUGCUUCAUUUUAUGAGUGCUGGUGCACGCUAUAACUCAAAACUCAUUGGUUUAAUCAAUGUGCUCAGAUUCUGUGAUUUUAUGAAACGUUCCAGGUUCAGCUUUACUAUUUA
This is a messenger RNA of Rhodamnia argentea, 1403 nucleotides long. Its product is annotated as CAX-interacting protein 4. Bases 280 to 1272 code for a protein of 330 amino acids. Lineage: Eukaryota; Viridiplantae; Streptophyta; Magnoliopsida; Myrtales; Myrtaceae. The transcript has 3 exons. The record is from RefSeq and is a predicted model, not a curated record.